Molecule: messenger RNA, 1434 nt
Organism: Alternaria ventricosa
Lineage: Eukaryota; Fungi; Ascomycota; Dothideomycetes; Pleosporales; Pleosporaceae
Exons: 1
Coding region: 1-1434 (477 amino acids)
Source: RefSeq, a predicted model, not a curated record
AUGCCGCCGGCACUGCAAGAGCCACGCCCACUAAAGCAAUCGCACACUGUGACUGAGGAUGAUAUACAAGGCAAGUGGUCACUCGUCAUCCUUCUUUUCCUUAUCCAUGAAGCAGCUACUGACACCGUCUCAGCGUCCUUGGCCAGCAGUCGCGAUGACAACGAGCAAGACUUGUUGCUUCCUUCAAUCGAAGAUGUCUUUGUGCCAUAUAUCAAGAGCGAGCCUGGAGAAGUGACCAAUGCAGUCUGCUCGUCAACAGUCGGUACCUCCGCUUCGGACAAAUCCAAGCAGCGUUCUCCUUCGUACGAUUCUGAAAGCACACUACCACUGUCAACUCCUUGUCCGUCGGACGAAGACAGAGCUGUUCCUGCUAUACUUCAAAUUCCAGCAAGAACAAGCCACCAUCUCGACACUGGUAACACCGCAUACACACCAGAAGUACGAAGGACUCUAGACUUCGGUAUGCCAGCCCUUCGCCUCACCAACGACAAUGUACAACAGGCCUCUGAGCCUAGCGACUUCACUUCGCUGGCAGCACUGCGAAGGCUGGAACGAGACCCUCCCCAUCACUGGCAUGAAGACGAACGAGAGCUACUAACCAUCCUUUAUCGAUGGUACGAAGACACAAACGUGGCAACCAUCCCAAAGGUCUUCAAUGCCAUUACCGGCCUCAAUCUCAGGCUUAAUGUCAUUCGCUAUCAAUUCGAAAGCCACCUCAUUCUGUAUGGUGGUCGUGCGUACCCCGAGUUCGAUCGAGUAAUGAAAGUCCCCUUCCACGACCCCGAACACAAGUACGACGAGAUCCACGCGAUCAUCGAAGAUACCGCCUGCGAGUCUGGCAUUGACUUGUCAAGACGUACACACGAGGUGAGAAUCGAGUCUGGCUUGGCGAGAACUGCAAAGUCUCCCAAGACGAGAAAGCAUUACAAAUCCCUAGUUAGACGUGCGCUAAAGAGGGAAAAGGAGAGAGCACGCGCCCUUCGCACGCCGGCUCCGGAAGAUCUACCACUGCAGGCUCUACAGCUCGGCGGGAUGACAUUAGCUGAGCAAGACGAUGAGGGAACAUGGUCAGACGUUGAUGGCUAUCACACACCGCCUAUCACGCCCACCCAGUCACGCCCACGGGCUCCCCCUGGGAGAAAUACGAUUGGAUUCCGCGUUUGGGAUGCAAACAGCCGAACGAUGUUCGACGACGAGACAGGCUUCGUAAGCCAAGCCUUUUCGAUCUGGAGGGGCGAGUUUCCACCGCCGUUCUCACCAGACGGACAAGGUCAACAGGCUCUCAUGCUGUUGACGAACCUGCAUCUGUCGAUGAGUGGCGGAGCGUCUGCAUUCGUAUCAGUUUCGACGAGUCUUUUGCAGGCGCUCGUCAAGGCCUCAACAAUGUUUGAGCCCAGGAUCGCCGUCAGUAUGUUGAAGUCCCACGUAAAGUAA